This is a messenger RNA of Lathyrus sativus (Indian pea), 2415 nucleotides long. The record is from the annotation of a GenBank genome assembly. NCBI's taxonomy places the organism in Eukaryota, Viridiplantae, Streptophyta, Magnoliopsida, Fabales, Fabaceae.
AUGAAUUUCUUGAUACGUUCUACAACGAGCGUGUACUCAGAACGCACUCCGAUUCCUGAACCUCGCGCUGAUGUUCAUCACCGAUCAGCAUCCGCUGGAUCUUCUUACGAGGCUCAUAAAUCUGACGCUCCUUACUCGCGGUAUGAUUGUGAUGUUGAAUUGAAUUCGAAACAUCGCGAUUUGCCGGCUGUGGUUGUUGAUAAGCACAUUGAUGUUUCUGAAGAUGAAGGAUGGAUCACCAUUCCGUGCAGGGAACUUCCUGAAAACUGGGAUCAUGAGCCAGAUAUACAAUCAUUGCGCCCUCUUGAUCGUUCCUUUCUUUUUCCGGGUGAACAAGUUCAUAUCUUGGCAUGCUUGUCUGCAUCUAAGCAGGAUACACAGAUUACUACUCCAUUUGAAGUUGCAGCAAUGAUAAGUAAAAAUGGCCGAGGUCAAAGCCUCGAGAAAGAAAAUGGAAGCAUUGAAAACAGAAAUACUUUAGUAUCUGGAGAAGAAUUGAGUACCAGCGGUGAAGAGCAGCCGGAAGUUCACAAUAGACAAACUGCAUUGCUGUUGCAAAAAUUUGAAAAUUCUCACUUCUUUGUGAGGAUUUCUGAGGCCAAUGAGCCCCUUUGGUCCAAAAGAAGCUCUGUAGAAUCUUUUUCCAGUUCUUUUGAAGCCAAUAGUCAGAAAGGCCCAACAAUUAAAACUAAAGAGAACACACUUCCUUCCAUUGGUACAGUUAUUGAUAAAGGAAAUUUUGAUGCAACUGUUUGUGGCGGAACGGCAAGAAAUUCUGUCAAGUGUUUUGCUUUACCUAAUGGAGACAUAGUGGUUCUUUUACACGCGAAUGUUAGUGUAAAUUUUCUUAAAGACCCUUGUAUAGAAGUUCUCCAAUUUGAAAAGUGUCAGGAGAGAACGUUGUCUCCCAAUAGUCAGGUGAAAGAAGUUUGUACAAAUCAAGAUCCAUGUGCAGAGCUGUUAAAUUGGAUACUUCCGUUGGAAAAUGUGAGGCCUCCUACGCGCCCAGAAUCUCAUCAUCAUUUAACUUCAAAUUCAGGAAUUGGUAGCACUUCUCAUAGGUCCAACUAUUCAGCACCAACUGGCUCUCCAUUAUUUGCUUUUGGAAAUUUCCGAAGUUACUCCAUGUCAUCAUUACCGCAAACUACAAACGCACCCAGUGCUCCUGUUAAAGCAGCUAGUUCUAAGCCAAACUUUGACCUAGAGGAUUGGGAUCAAAUUUCAUCUCAAAGUUAUUUUUGGAAAAAAACUGGGGUGGAAGAACUUCUAUCUUUUCGAGGUGUCUCAUUGGAGCGAGACAGGUUUUCUGUUUGUUGUGGAUUAGAAGGCGUCUAUAUACCUGGUAGAAGGUGGAGAAGGAAUCUUGAAAUAAUUCAACCUGUAGAGAUUCAUUCUUUUGCUGCUGACUUUAAUUCAGAGGAUCUUCUUUGUGUUCAGAUAAAGAAUGUUGCUCCUGCACAUGCUCCAGAUAUUGUGAUAUUUAUAGAUGGCAUAAAUAUCAUAUUCGAGGAGUCUACAAAAAAUGGAGCAGUGUCAUCAUUUCCAAUUUCAUGUGUUGAAACUGGAAAUGAUCAUUCUUUACCAAAUCUAGCCCUCAGGAGAGGUGAAGAACAUUCUUUUAUCGUUAAACCAGAAACUUCUACAUUGAAGAGUCUCAAGGCUCAGGAUGAUAGAAAUUCCCGUUUGUCAAAGCUACCAUAUGGAAAUAAAACAUCAACAUUAAGUCUUGAUCACUAUGCAAUCAUGGUGUCAUGUCGAUGCAAUUAUACAUCAUCAAGGUUAUUCUUUAAACAACCAACUAGUUGGAGACCACGAGCCUCGCGGGAUAUCAUGAUCUCUAUUGCAUCACAGAUGUCUGGAAAACCUCCUGGAGCUUAUGAAAAAACUUAUCAACUUCCUGUGCAGAUCUUAACACUUCAAGCUUCAAAUUUGACAUCUGAAGAUCUGACUUUGACAGUUCUAGCUCCAGCUUCAUUUACUUCACCCCCUUCAGUAGUUUCCCUGAAUUCACCGACGACUCCCAAGAGUCCUUUUAUUGGUUUCGCAGAGUUUUUAGCAAGAACAAAUGGUGAAAGAAGUAUUGGUGCCAGAUGGAAAAAGAGCUUCAAUUCUGUUAUGAAAAAGAAAGUGGAACAAAGUUUCGAUGUCAAAGCUCAGACAGUAUCUUUGAGUGAUGAUGUCAUUCCCAGUUCUGGUAUUAGUUGUACACAUCUAUGGUUGCAAAGCAGAGUUCCACUUGGAUGUAUUCCAUCUAAAUCUGUAGUCACUCUCAAGCUUGAACUACUUCCAUUGACUGAUGGCAUAAUUACAUUGGACUCUCUGCAAAUUGAUGUCAAGGAAAAAGGUGUUGCCUAUAUGCCUGAAUGCUCCAUGAAGAUAAAUUCAACUUCCAGCAUCUGCAAGGGGAUUAUGUAG